Messenger RNA from Pelmatolapia mariae (spotted tilapia), 1729 nucleotides. Its product is annotated as adhesion G-protein coupled receptor G1-like. Lineage: Eukaryota; Metazoa; Chordata; Actinopteri; Cichliformes; Cichlidae. The record is from RefSeq and is a predicted model, not a curated record. The transcript is spliced from 12 exons. Gene Ontology annotation, molecular function: G protein-coupled receptor activity. Bases 66 to 1637 code for a protein of 523 amino acids. Gene Ontology annotation, cellular component: plasma membrane. Gene Ontology annotation, biological process: cell surface receptor signaling pathway; adenylate cyclase-activating G protein-coupled receptor signaling pathway.
CCAGACAGAAAAAUACCCUGUGGACCUCUUACAGCAAAUCUAUGUCUGUUGAUGAGUGAGACGCAAUGUGGAUUACACUUUUUAUCACAACAACCCUCUGUUUGUCUAUGUCCCGAGCUGGUGACUUUUGUGAAAAUGUUCUUAAAGAAUGCCGAGACAGUGACCCGUCAUGGAUAGGUUGUUAUGAGGAUCGAAUUAUGACCUGCAUAACAGGCCGCUCCAUGACAGGCAUCAAACAACUCAAAGUAGACUCGCGUCAAGAGGUUGAUGUGAGUCCUACAUUUGAACAUAGAGUUCACAUCCCAUCAUCAGCUCUCCAGAGAAGCAGAGGAAAUGUGCCUGAGAUGGAGGUCCUGGUGGUGGCCUCUGUAAUUAACAGCAGUUAUUUUAAGCUGAGUCCUCCCCAAAGAAGUAGGAUACCACAAAUUCACCGCAGAAAUGGCAAAGUAUUUAGGGACUCAGUCGUAUGUGUGCGGGCAGGAAACGGUGCAGUCGAGAAUCUCUCACAACCCAUCAAGUUAACCUUCAAACACAACAAAGAGGUUGAAAGUGGAACAUGUGUAUUUUGGGAGGAAACAUCAGCAAAGGAUGGAACAGGUUACUGGAGCAAUGAAGGCUGUGACACAAAUUACACGGCACAUGAAUUUAUUUGCAGCUGCAACCAUCUGAGCUUCUUUGCUGUGCUUAUGAAUCCAGGAAUAUCGGUGACAAAAGCUAAUGCUGACAAGCUAAACUAUAUCACUUACAUUGGAUCAGGAUUCUCUGCCCCCUUCGCACUGAUCAGUUUGUUCAUCUAUAUUUAUAUACAUCGGCGGCAUCCUGAGAAAUCCAUAAGUCUGCACAUGCAGCUAACAGUGGCGAUGUUCUGCCUCCAUCUCACCUUCCUGCUGUCCAGUCUCCUGGUCCAACUACUGAAGGAAAAAGAGGACAGCUCAUCUUGCCUGGUACUGGGUCUGGUUUUACACUGGUCCCUGCUGGCCACCCUGACCUGGAGUGCUCUGGAGGGGUUCCACCUCUACCUUCUGCUCAUCCGGGUCUUUAACAUCUAUGUGAGGAGGUACCUGCUCAAACUGAGCCUGAUUGGAUGGGGUUUUCCUACACUGGUUGCAGCUGUUUGUGGGAUUUCACGUGUUUAUGGCAAAUACACUCUGAAUUACAGCAACAGCAAUUUAACACAACACAUGUGCUGGAUGAGCAAUGAGUCUGAACAAAAGCUCCUCAUAGUCAGCUACAUCACUACUGUGGCCUUUCCUUUCUUGGUGGUUGUGUUCAAUGCCUGCAUGCUGGGGCUGGUGGUGUUUAAGAUGUGGGAGCUAAGAAGGGGUGAUAGAAGCUUUGGAAGCAGCAGUGACUGGAAGAAGAUAAACAAAGAGAGAAAGAAAAGGUUAUGGAAGGACUGUGUCACAGUGCUGGGCCUCAGCUGUGUGCUUGGGUUACCUUGGGGGUUGGCCAGCACUACGUACGUUUCACUCCCUGGGAUCUACGUAUUCACCGUAUUGAACUCCUUUCAAGGUCUAUUUAUUUUCCUGUGGUCUGUGGCUUUGGCCUGGUCAAAGUCUCAAACUGCAAAUAACUCAUCAAUCGGAGACUCUUCCUCUCAGAAAAUGAUGACUACUAGUUUCAACAGCAGAAACUGAAAAGCCUAAUGCGUUAUCCAUGACCUAUAUUAGGUGUUGCGCUUCUAUUGAUAUGUAGUUCAGUAUAACCAAUAAUUAACUAAUAAUUUAAA